GACUUGCAACGACUUUGAGGGAAAGGCAAAGGAGCCAUGAAGAAGGGUGGCUUGAACACUAAGCUCAAGCUCUCUCUUCCUCCUCCAGAUGAGACUUCCAUCGCUAAAUUCCUCACGCAGAGCGGUACCUUUAAGGACGGCGAUCUGCUUGUUAACAAGGAUGGAGUUCGAGUCGUCCCAAAAAACGAAGAUGAUCAGCAAUCUAUUAUAAAGCCAUCAGACAACCAGUUGAGCUUAGCUGACAUAGACACAAUUAAAGUAAUUGGAAAGGGUAAUGGUGGAAUUGUGCAACUGGUGCAACACAAAUGGACUCGCCAGUUUUUUGCUCUGAAGGUUAUCCAAAUGAACAUCCAAGAGGUUAUUCGCAAACAGAUUGCACAGGAGCUUAAAAUUAAUCAGUCAGCACAAUGCCCAUACGUGGUUGUCUGUUACCAUUCUUUCUAUGAUAAUGGUGCCAUAUCAAUAGUCUUCGAGUACAUGGAUGGUGGUUCUCUGGCAGAUUUUCUAAAGAAAGUAAAAACAAUUCCAGAGCCAUAUCUUUCUGCUAUCUGCAAGCAGGUGCUCAAUGGUUUGUUGUACCUUCAUCAUGACAAGCACAUAAUUCACAGGGACUUAAAGCCUUCUAAUUUAUUAAUAAAUCAUAGAGGAGAAGUCAAGAUAACUGACUUUGGUGUGAGUGCUACACUGACAAGCACCUAUGGCCAAGCAAACACUUUUGUUGGUACUUACAACUACAUGUCUCCAGAGAGAAUACUUGGAAACGACUAUGGCUACAAGAGUGAUAUUUGGAGCUUGGGAGUAGUCCUACUAGAGUGUGCAACUGGAAAAUUUCCAUAUUCCCCACCACAACAAGAAGGGUGGACCAAUUUUUAUGAGCUUAUGGAAGCAAUUGUUGAUGGACCACCACCCUGCGUGCCUGCAGAUCAAUUUUCUCCAGAGUUCUGCUCAUUUAUUUCAGCAUGUGUACAGAAAGACCCCCAAAAUAGACAGUCAGCACAGGAACUUAUGAAACAUCCUUUCAUCACUAGGCAUGAAGACUCAGGUGUUGACCUUGCAUCUUACUUCAGAGAUGUUGCAUCUCCACUCGCUACAAUUGAUGUUUCCAUCUGAUAUCAGAUUCGGAGGCAGAGCUUAUCACAGCGUUUUAUCAAAGACGAGGAAAAAGUUGGAAGGAGGAAGAAAUUCUUACGCUAUUGAAAAGGGAUGUGGGGGACCAGAUCUUAAACAUCAGCAAUAUUUCAUGGAACCCAAUGCCUGAAAUUUGGAGUGAGACAGCUUCCCUGAGAAUCCCGGGAUUUUACUUUUCUUGUUUUGCUUUUUUUUUUUUUUUUUCAGGGUAAUCCAGGAUUUUUGCUCGAAAGAAAUGUAUCAUCUGUAAUUCUUGUUUGAGAAAACGUGAGUGCUGCCAUUUGAAGUUUGAACUUUGAAUUAUGCAGACAAACAAAUAAACCCAACCGUGAUGCAAAAUUAUUUCUGCGCUUA
Messenger RNA from Nelumbo nucifera (sacred lotus), 1482 nucleotides. RefSeq names its product mitogen-activated protein kinase kinase SIPKK-like. Gene Ontology annotation, molecular function: ATP binding; MAP kinase kinase activity. Gene Ontology annotation, biological process: protein phosphorylation; MAPK cascade. The record is from RefSeq and is a predicted model, not a curated record. NCBI's taxonomy places the organism in Eukaryota, Viridiplantae, Streptophyta, Magnoliopsida, Proteales, Nelumbonaceae.